AUGAGUGACGGGUUCUCGUUGAAAUUCCGUCGCCCUUCGAGCAAACUGCAGAAGGAGUCUCCUAGCUUCAGUUCACGCAUUCUUCGGAGUCAUCAAAGCACAUCUUCCUUGAAACGUCAUCCCUCUGCACCCGUUUAUCCGCGUUCCUCUUCUAAUAGCAGUCGAGAACAUACCCGCACUCGAUCCAACGCCUACGGUUCAUCAUCAUCCUCGCUUGAGCAACAUAGUGACGGUCCUUCCCCCGUCCAGAACGAGCAUUCGUUCUUUCCCAACAGCCACAGUUCCCGCGCCCGUCAAAAUCGCUUCUCCUACGAUCAGCACAGUUCGGAUGAAUUAACUAGCACCCCCUUCGAGACACGGGGCAUGCUCAGUGCUUUGGAUGAGAAUUGCGCUGAAACCUCCGACUCCCUCUCUCCGCCCCAUAAUCCCCCGCCCUUGCACUCCCAGCAGUCUAGCCCGAUCAGCCCGGAUCCACGACACCGCUCCUUCCUGCGACAGUCAGCCAGCUUCACCACCCUACCCUCCCGAAUGGAUCCCUUUGCCCAUCGGGAGACCGAGCGCCCGACAAACUCCAAGCGUCAUUCCGAUGAGGGGAGUGGCCAUACCCGAGGGGGGAGGAGCAAGAAGGCCAGCUUCUCCAGUUUUGUGAAUAGCAUGCUAGGCUCCCCCCGCAACAUCAAGAUCUCGUCUCCGGAGAACCCGGUCCACGUCACCCAUGUAGGUUAUGAUAAUCAGACGGGCCAGUUCACCGGUUUGCCCAAGGAGUGGCAGCGACUGCUACAGGAGAAUGGCAUUUCGAAGAAGGAGCAGGAAGAACAUCCACAGACUAUGAUGGAUAUCAUGCGAUUCUAUGAGAAGAACACCCGUGGCGAUGACGAUGAAGUUUGGCACAAAUUCGAUAACGCACAUGGGAAUGAUAACGGCCGAGCACCCUCUCCACCGGGAAGCCCCCGUUUCCCCCAGAAUCACGAAGGUAGCUUUGAGAAUCCCCGGUCGCCGCCUCCCGUUCCGAAGGGACCACCAGGAGGACCGCCUCCCCCGGCCUCAUUGACCUCCGCUGCCGUCUCCCCACCGUUGGGCAGCCUGAUCCCUCAUCGAGCCCCUCCAAAGCCCCCCGGCAUGACACCCGCCCGACCGCCGCCGAAGCCUCCUAUAUCUCACGGACCAGUUUCUCAGCGCCUGCCCGAGGCCUAUGGAAUGGGAACACCACCCACCACCGAGCCAACGGCGUUGCCUAUCGAUACCCGGGGUCUCUCUGGUUCUCGAAAUGGCACCCAGACUCACGAAUCGAACGUUGUGGCCUCGCCAACCCAAUACCAACGACAGCAGGAGCAGGUCAUGGCGGCCGCCCAGGAAGCAAUCGCAUCUAAAAAGCUGGAUCGGAGCCCGAGCCAGCGCCAACCUCCCCAGGCACCUCAACUCGCGCCAAUUGCGACAAAUGUUCCUCAGAGUUCUGCCGAUGCCUCUUCUGCAUCAGCCGCGCGGGCACCCCCGGCAGCUCGGCCGCGUCAGCCCAAGCGCCAGAGCAAUAUUAUGGAUGUACGAGCACGCCUGUUAACAAUUUGUAAUCCGGCCGAUCCUACUCAAAUAUAUUAUAACCUCAACAAGGUUGGACAAGGUGCUUCAGGUGGUGUGUAUACUGCUUAUGAAAAUGGCAACAACAAUUGUGUGGCCAUUAAGCAGAUGAACCUGGAUCUUCAGCCCAAGAAGGAUUUGAUUAUCAAUGAGAUUCUUGUGAUGAAGGAUAGCAAGCACAGGAAUAUUGUGAAUUUCCUCGAGAGCUACCUUCACGGUUUGGAUUUAUGGGUUGUCAUGGAAUAUAUGGAAGGUGGUAGUCUUACGGACGUGGUCACCUAUAAUAUUAUGAGUGAGGGUCAGAUUGCAUCAGUAUGCCGAGAGACGUUGAACGGACUCCAGCACUUGCACUCGAAGGGUGUCAUUCACCGUGACAUCAAGUCUGAUAACAUUCUUCUCUCGUUGGAUGGUAAUAUUAAACUGACCGAUUUUGGUUUCUGUGCGCAAAUCAAUGAUUCGCACAACAAGCGUAACACUAUGGUUGGCACUCCUUACUGGAUGGCUCCCGAAGUGGUCACCCGCAAGGAGUACGGUCGCAAGGUCGAUAUUUGGAGUUUGGGUAUCAUGGCUAUUGAAAUGAUUGAGGGCGAGCCGCCAUAUUUGACAGAGUCCCCCCUGCGCGCGCUCUACCUGAUCGCUACAAAUGGAACCCCGACUAUCAAAGAUGAACACGCACUCUCAACAACAUUCCGUGACUUCCUGCACCUCGCCCUUAAGGUGGAUCCAGAGAAGCGAGCUUCUGCCCACGAUCUUCUCAAGCAUCCCUUCAUGUCCAUCUGUUCGCCCCUUACCCACCUAGCUCCUCUGGUCAAGGCUGCUCGUAUCAGCCGUGCCCAAGAGAAGGCGCAGAAGGGCGGUGCCUAG
Messenger RNA from Penicillium verhagenii, 2439 nucleotides. It is a transcript of the gene pakA, whose product is annotated as mitogen-activated protein kinase kinase kinase kinase STE20. The record is from RefSeq and is a predicted model, not a curated record. The coding region runs from base 1 to 2439 and encodes 812 amino acids. Gene Ontology annotation, cellular component: cytoplasm. Gene Ontology annotation, molecular function: protein serine/threonine kinase activity; ATP binding. The transcript has 4 exons. Gene Ontology annotation, biological process: intracellular signal transduction; regulation of MAPK cascade; protein phosphorylation. NCBI's taxonomy places the organism in Eukaryota, Fungi, Ascomycota, Eurotiomycetes, Eurotiales, Aspergillaceae.